AUGGGGGCCUACGCCAAUCACUACUAUAAACUAUGCUGCUUCCAUCUCACUUUAAAGGACCCGUCAUCUCAGCGAUAUGAAGUCAAACUUCCAGCUGGUGUUCCUCAGAGCGCAGCUGAUACGACUAAAGAUGCCCUUUAUUCCACUGAAUACCAGUCUGACCCGUUUGGCUUCAUAGUGCGGCGCAAAUCCAAUGGACGGGUCAUCAUGAACACCACAGUCGCUCCUCUGCUGUUUGCUGACCAGUACCUGCAGCUGUCCACCGCACUAGCAUCCUCCCUUGUGUCUGGUCUCGGGGAGCAUUACACCUCCCUCCUCCUGGACCUUAACUGGACUUCUCUGACUCUCUGGAACAGAAACAUGGCACCUCAUGCCGAUGCUAACCUCUAUGGCUCCCACCCGUUCUACAUAGUACAGGAGGAGGACGGCUCGGCACACGGCGUCUUCCUUCUUAACAGCAAUGCCAUCGAAGUGCUGCUGCAGCCGACCCCCGCUCUCACCUGGGUGGCUAUCGGUGGAAUCCUGGACCUCUAUGUUUUCUUGGGUCCUGACCCUCAAACUGUGAUACGACAGUACCUUCAAGUCAUUGGCUAUCCCAUGAUGCCUCCCUAUUGGUCAUUGGGCUUUCAUCUGUGUCGCUGGGGUUACACAACCACUAUGACUACCCGACAUGUGGCACAACGCAUGCACAAUGCAACGUUUCCCAUGGAUGUACAGUGGAAUGAUCUAGACUAUGCCAAUAAGGACAGGGUGUUCACCUUUGACCCCUGGCGAUUUGGGGACCUCCCAGAGAUGGUGAAGGACUUCCAUGAAAGAGGAAUGAAGUACAUCCUGAUUCUGGACCCGGGGAUCAGCAGCAGCAGCCCCCCUGGAACGUACUCGCCCUUUGAUGAUGGACUGAAACGAGACGUCUUCAUUAAAAAUGCUACCGGACACAUCCUGAUAGGGAAGGUUUGGCCGGGCCCUACUGCCUUCCCCGACUUCACCAACCCAGAGACCAGGCGCUGGUGGGAGGACUGCAUCAGAGAGUUUCAUUCUAAAGUUCCUGUGGAUGGCCUGUGGAUUGAUAUGAAUGAACCAGCCAGUUUUGUGCAGGGCUCAGUGGAGGGCUGUCCUGACAGUGAUCUUGAGAACCCACCCUACACACCCAAGGUGGUUGGAGGCCAGUUGAACUCGGGAACUCUUUGUAUGUCGGCUCAGCAGAAGCUGUCAACCCACUACAACCUGCACAAUAUGUACGGACUGACUGAAGCCGAGGCCACGCACAGAGGACAUCGUAGCCAGAGAUCUAGUAGAGCAGAUGUUGAGCAUGGAGCCUCAUCGGAGGCCUUCAGCUGAGAGCGUUCUCAAACAGCCGUUCUUCUGGAGCCUGGAGAAGGAGCUGCAGUUCUUCCAGGACGUGAGCGACAGAAUUGAAAAGGAACCGCUGGACGGACCAAUCGUGAGACAGCUGGAGAGAGGAGGGAGGGCUGUGGUCAAGGGUGACUGGCGAGAGCAUAUCACAGUGCCACUGCAGACUGAUCUGCGGAAAUUUCGCUCCUAUAAGGGUUGGUCAGUCCGAG
Messenger RNA from Pseudoliparis swirei, 1562 nucleotides. Its product is annotated as lysosomal alpha-glucosidase-like. NCBI's taxonomy places the organism in Eukaryota, Metazoa, Chordata, Actinopteri, Perciformes, Liparidae. The transcript is spliced from 15 exons. Gene Ontology annotation, molecular function: alpha-1,4-glucosidase activity; carbohydrate binding. Bases 1 to 1338 code for a protein of 445 amino acids. The record is from RefSeq and is a predicted model, not a curated record. Gene Ontology annotation, cellular component: lysosomal membrane. Gene Ontology annotation, biological process: lysosome organization; glycogen catabolic process.